CGGAAUGUUCGGAGUAGUCAAAGGAAUAUGUUAUCCGAGUUACACGGCAAUGCAUUUCUGACGCGUGCACCGUGUAGGACCGUGUAGGACCGUGCAUCGAAACAAAAUCAGGGAGUGAUUAUCUGCAAUAUUUUGGCUAUGGUGUAAGGACCAAGAACUGUGAUGGCAUCAACACCUAGCACAUUUGUGGCAGUGUCAGCAGCCUCGUCUCCUGUGCCGGGAAUUCAUUCGCAGCAAAUGCCUGCCAGUGCAAUAACAAACAGUCCCGGUAUGGCUGGAGGGCAGCAGGUGGUAGGUAUGGCACAGCAACCACUGGGAUUGCGCCCAGCAAUACCAGCCACACAGUCAGUAACAGUACCAGGUGUAGGUUUGCCGAGCACGGUUAAUAAGGAGAGUAAAGUGCUGGACAAACGAAGACUACAGGAACUUGUAAAGGAAGUUGAUCCUUUAGAGCAGCUUGAUGAAGAUGUGGAGGAGGUGCUGAUGCAGAUUGCAGAUGAUUUUAUUGAGAGUGUGGUGACUUCAUCAUGUAAAAUUGCCAAACACCGCAAAUCAAAUACAUUAGAUGUCAAAGAUGUUCAAAUGCAUUUAGAGCAUAGUUGGGGUAUGUGGGUACCUGGUUUUGGUACAGAUGAGCUCAGACCAUACAAGCGGGCCUGUACAACUGAAGCUCACAAGCAGAGAAUGGCUUUAAUCAGGAAGACAUUGAAGAAAAGCUGAUACUUGUAUACUUGUGUACAUGUACUUGGACAUUUAAAAUUAGUGUUCAUUAUGAAAUCAGAGUGUAUCACAUAUACAUAUAUUUACCGUAAGUUCAUUAUGAACUGUUUACACAUUUAUGGUGGAAAUUCAAUAUGCAUCUUGUAUACAGACAUGAAAGUUCAGUGUACAUCAUGCAUAAAUACAAAUUAAUUCAGUGUUCAUGGUGUACACAAAUAUUUUAUUUGGUAUUGACAUUUAAGGGUAAAUGGAACAGUUGCUUAUAAUGUGUAUAGGGUUAAAGUUUUCCUACAGGCAGAAAUUUUUUUAACUUUGUUUACUGACUGAGAAUCAAGUUUAAAAUGGAAAUAUAUAUCAAAAAUGAUAGGUACCCAGGCUUGAUCUUGAAUUAUCUAGAUUUUUUUUCAGUAUUUUCCAACUUUUAAGGGCAGAUAAUUCAUGAUCAAGGCUGGGUUCCUAUGGUUUGUUUUAUUUCAUAUUUCUGUUUUUGAUUUGAUUCUCUGUCAGUAAAAAAAGUUUUUAAGAAGAAAUUCCUUCUGUAGACAAUGUUUGCCCCGUGUCAAUAUAGAGACUGUUGUAAAUGUCCUUAAGGUUUUAGAGUAUAAUCAAAACACAGAAAUACUUGAUAAAUGAACAACAUCUUUACCAAAAUUUUACCUGACCAUUACAUGUUCUGUCGUACUGUCCCGUACGACGGAUACUUAGAAUAUUCUGAAAAAGUUGUCCCCCUUUGAAAAUGAAUGUCAUUUGUAAAGAAAUAAAAAUAAACAAUUGCUGAAUACUGUGUUCCACCUACUUUUGUGAAAUUUCAACACUUGUAUGUUAUUGCAAAUGCAUCAAAAUUAACAUAUAUAACAUUUGAAAAUGGCGAGUUUUUAAAGGCGUUUAACUGUCUGGAAAUGGGGCCCCUUUAUGCAGUCCUUUUCCGGAAUUCAACAUUUAUAUCAGUAUACUGACACUAAGUCUUGUUCCUUAGAGUAAUAUACAUGUUUUACAUGCUGUUCAAUUUCAUGUGAAACAACUCUUCUUUCCUAUGAUUUGGUGUUGUUUGAAUUUUUUUUUCUCAAAACGUAAGGCCAAGCGCUAACUAUGAACAUGACAAAAUGAUACCGCAAAAUCCUAGUCUUUCCCAUGGACCGAAUUGCUUUAACUUUGUAUACUGACUGCAUAUGAAGUCUGACACAGAAAUAGAAAUUAAAAUAACAGUUCUCUUUCCUUGAUCUUGAAUUAUCUGCCCUUGAAAAUUGGAUAUUUUUGUAUUUUCUUAUCGUAACGGGCAGAUAAUUCAAGAUCAAGCAUGGGUACCUAUGAUUUUUGUAGGUGAUCUGGGUCCACCCCCUAUUUCCAGAGUUAUGGCCCCUGAAAUAGUUAAAAAUGCACAUUUUCACCUUGUGACGCAUCUAACUCAAGAAGUAUUUGAUAUAAAUGGAUGAAACCUUGCACGAGUCUUUAUCAUGAUAUGAACUUGUGCACCUCCUAUUUUUUGUCUGCCUCCGCCCCCUAUUUCCAGAGUUAUUCACCAGAAAUACUUAAAAAUGCACAUUUUCACCAUGUGACGCACCUAGCUCAAAAAGUAUAUGAUAUUAUAAAUGGCUGAAAACUUGCAUGAGUCUUUAUCAUGAUAUAAACUUGCAUACCUCUUAUUUUUUUGGCUGGCUCCACCCCCUAUUUUUACAGUUAUGGCCCCUGAAAUAGUCAAAAAUGCACAUUUUCACGUAAUAAUGUGCCUAGCGCAAAAAGUAUUUGAUGUAAAUUCAUGAAACCUUGCUUGAGUCUUUAUCAUGAUGUGACCUUGCACACUUGGCAUUCUUCUUAAGAAUUUUAGCACUUAUUACGGCCCUUGAAAUAGCCAAAAUAGUGGAUUUUUUGUUUGUGAUGCUCAUAGCUCAAAAAGUAUAUGGCCUAGAAUAAUGAAUCCUUUUCAUAAAAUGUUUGUUGAGGCUAUAUUACCAAAUAAUUCAAAUGUUUGCUAAAGACUGCAAACAUUUGAAUUAUUACACCUUAUUGACACAUUCUAGUUAAUACAUAUUUUGGUUUUAAACUUGAUUCUCAGUCAGUACACAAAGUUUAAAGAAUUUCUGCUCGUAGGAAAAUUUUUGCCUAGGAAAUAUAGGCAACUGUCCCAUUUCCCCUUAAAUCUGGUGUGCAUCAUGUAUACAUAUUUAAAAUCUGUGUGUGUCAUGUAUACAACUAUUAAAACAUCUUAUAACAGACAGUAUAAGUCAGUGUGCAUCUUAUAUACAGACAUUUAGAUUCAGUGUGUAUUGUGUAUACAGACAUUUAAAGUAAAGGUGUGUCAUGUAUACAGCUAUUAAAGCCUCUUUUUAUACAUACAUUUAAAUCAGUGUGCAUCAUGUAUACAGACAUUUAAAGCAGGUGUGUAUCAUUUAUACAGACAUUUAAAAGCCAGUGUGUAUUAUGUUUACAAACAUUUACAGACUUAUGAUGAAGAGUUA
Molecule: messenger RNA, 3176 nt
Organism: Mercenaria mercenaria
Lineage: Eukaryota; Metazoa; Mollusca; Bivalvia; Venerida; Veneridae
Product: transcription initiation factor TFIID subunit 12-like
Exons: 6
Coding region: 163-720 (185 amino acids)
Biological process (GO): RNA polymerase II preinitiation complex assembly; DNA-templated transcription initiation
Cellular component (GO): transcription factor TFIID complex; SLIK (SAGA-like) complex; SAGA complex
Molecular function (GO): DNA binding; TBP-class protein binding; protein heterodimerization activity
Source: RefSeq, a predicted model, not a curated record